AUGGAACCGGAUAUUCUGGGGGCACUGUCGGUUACUUCAGGCAAUGAUUGGGAUUUACCAGCUAUUCCCCUUUCAUGCAAGGACAUCGAUCUCAGCUGCUUUGCAGUUGACGGCGGCAUCAUUGAUCCUGACCUGGACACUUUAGGGUUCUACAAGAACGGUCAGCUUGACAUGGAUCAAGUCAAUCAUCAUGUCCAUCUUGCACUAGACCAUCUCCGCCGCUAUGACAACAAGGGGAAUCAAAACAGACACGUUUAUGAUUCUUCUGGUGAACCAGGACCAUCACGCAAUGGUCGCCACGCACCCAUUUUUAAUCCUUUCAAUGCUCUCAAAAAGUCUUCUGCCAUUAUUCCUCCCAUGGCUCCUAUUGAGCCCACUACUACCAAUGUCCCUAGUGCCGUUGCCGCUGUGGCAACCCAGCCUUAG
This is a messenger RNA of Laccaria bicolor S238N-H82, 426 nucleotides long. RefSeq lists its product as uncharacterized. The record is from RefSeq and is a predicted model, not a curated record. NCBI's taxonomy places the organism in Eukaryota, Fungi, Basidiomycota, Agaricomycetes, Agaricales, Hydnangiaceae. The transcript has a single exon. Bases 1 to 426 code for a protein of 141 amino acids.